UUGUGUAGCCCCAGAUAAGGGCACAGGAGAGGAGAGGAAAAUAACGGAGAGGAAAAUAACGGAAAGAAUAAUAACUUAGAGGAUAGGGAACUGGACCGAGGACUGUUAUCUUUUUUAAAAUUUGGCCGCUGAUUUGACAGGAAAUGUAAUGCGCAUUUUGGUCAAUUCCAACUAAACUGGACAUCAGGUACAAAUGUAUUUGCUGUUGCACAUUUAACGUUACCUGUGUUCCAUUUAUUUUAAUACAAACUCAAAUUUAGCAUAAUAGAUUUAACUAUACCACAAAUUAGAAUGUUCUUUUAGAGUGAAGUUCAAAAUGCUUCAUAUAACUAACUAUUCUAGAUAUGCAAUGCAAAAACGUCUUAUUCGGUCAAUGUGCCAAUAUUAUUAUAGGGUAGCUAUUCCUCGAAAGAAAUAAGCCUACUGUGGAAUAAUUCGCCUAUUUUUGCUUCAUAAUUGAAAGUAAAAUCGAGAAAGGAAUCUGAAAAAUUGCCAUUUCGUCUCGGAGCUGGGGGGAGAAAGGGAACGUGAGGCUGCUGCUGGACAUUGGACGGGGAGGGGACACCACUGCAUCUCUCUCUCUCUCUGUCUGUUUCCGUGGAGAGCAGGGGGGUGGGAUUGAACCGCAAGAAACACAUCAUGCAACACAAUGGUAACGGAGAAGAGAGGCAGUCAGCCAACCAAUCCGAGCCUCAGCUCCAGGGGACGCCGAGUGGAAGCAUUCUACACAUCCCAGGCAGGGACACCCUUAGCGACCCCACACUCUUCCAACUGCCUGCCCAGUCAAAACUGGAGUUCAAACGCAAUGCAGUCACAGAGGACUACAAAAUAACAACUCAAGUACUAGGACUGGGUAUCAGUGGGAAGGUGAUGGAAUGCUACUGCAAGAAGACAGGGGAGAAGUGUGCCCUCAAGAUUCUGUAUGAUUGUCCUAAGGCGCGGCGGGAGGUAGAGCUGCAUUGGAGAGUGUCGGGGGGCCCAUACAUCGUUCACAUCCUCAGCCUUUAUGAGAACAUGCACCAGGGGAAGAAAUGCCUGCUUAUCAUCAUGGAGUGUAUGGAAGGAGGGGAGCUGUUCAGUCACAUUCAGGCCAGAGGGGACCAGGCGUUCACAGAGAGAGAGGCUGCGGAGAUCAUGAGGGACAUAGGCACGGCCAUCGAGUACCUCCACCACAUGGACAUAGCUCACAGAGAUGUCAAGCCUGAAAAUCUGCUGUACACCACCAAGGAGACCAAUUGCGUUCUGAAACUAACUGACUUUGGCUUUGCCAAGGAGACCACCCUCCACAACUCCCUCCAGACACCCUGUUACACCCCCUACUAUGUUGCCCCCGAGGUGCUUGGUCCAGAGAAGUAUGACAAGUCGUGUGACAUGUGGUCUCUGGGCGUGAUCAUGUACAUCCUGCUAUGUGGGUUCCCUCCGUUCUACUCUAACACUGGCCAGGCCAUCUCUCCAGGGAUGAAACAGAGGAUCAGGAUGGGCCAGUACAAGUUCCCCAACCCUGAGUGGGCGGAGGUGUCUGAGGAAGCCAAACAGCUGAUCAACCAGCUGCUGAAGACAGACCCUAACGAGAGGAUGACCAUCGGGCACUUCAUGAACCACCCUUGGAUCAAUGUGAGUAUUACUACUGCAUGUCUGAGUGCUGUGGAUAAUAUGACUCAUUUACACUGUGUGUGUGUGUGUGUGUGUUUGUUGACAUUACAGCAGUCGAUGGUGGUCCCUCCGACUCCUCUGCACACGUCCCGUGUUCUGACAGAGGACAGAGAACUGUGGGACGAUGUCAAGGAAGAGAUGACCAGUGCCCUGGCCACCAUGCGUGUAGACUAUGACCAGGUGAAGAUCAAAGACCUGGACACGUCCAACAAUCCGCUGCUCAAUAAGAGACGCAAUAGACCUGGUGCUGGGCAGGCUGAGGGAGAGGGGGGAGGAGGGGGAGGUGGUGGGGGAGGAGGGGGUGAAGGAGUAGUCGGAGCAAUGGUUUGUAACAGCCAGUGAGAGUUUGAGGGAAGGGAGAGGGAGUGUUAUAUUAAGGACAUUAUUUGGACCAAUAUUCACCAGGGUCCUGAUCACGAGUUGUUUCGGGAAUUAAUCAGAUCUUGUGGUCAGGAAAACUAUUCUCGUUAUUGGUCAAAAUAAGUGUUUAAUUGGACCACACCAAGAUUGAGAUGGCAGCAAUUUGCCCUCUGUUGGCAGUAAUCAGAAAGAUAAGGCUCUUCUCUGUCCUUUACUUGUUCUGUCACCAGCACAUACGAGUUUCCAGCUCAGUUAAUCAGACUGAUCUAUAAUAUAAUUGCUUUUGUUUUGUAGAUGUCAUGUUUAUUUACUGCUAUUAUUUUCAUGAAAUAAAUGUUUGUUUCUAAGGAA
This is a messenger RNA of Oncorhynchus kisutch (coho salmon), 2364 nucleotides long. RefSeq names its product MAP kinase-activated protein kinase 2. Lineage: Eukaryota; Metazoa; Chordata; Actinopteri; Salmoniformes; Salmonidae. The transcript has 9 exons. Gene Ontology annotation, molecular function: protein kinase activity; ATP binding. The record is from RefSeq and is a predicted model, not a curated record. Gene Ontology annotation, biological process: protein phosphorylation. The coding region runs from base 640 to 1995 and encodes 451 amino acids.